CAUCUCGUAGGCAUCGGGUCAAUAUGCGUGCCCUCAUUAUUCUAAGCAUUGUGGCAGCGGCAAGUGCCGGUAGCUUGUCCGGAUAUAAUUACGGACAAGGUGAGACAACCAGUAUUGGGGGUCGUGUAUCCCAAGUCCCUGCACUGGCGGGACCAGUUAGCUAUAGUGCCGCUCCCCAGGCCUCAGUUCACAAGGAGUUCUACAGCUUCUAUGCCAACGAUGACGACUUCGAGGAUAAGGGUGCUCUGCAGAGGGCUCUUGCCUCGGUCAAGAAGAACAUUCGCGUGAUCUUCAUCAAGUCGCCGGAGAACCGUGGCUACGAGAAUGCCGUUUUGGCCCUGGCUAAACAGGCUGCCCAGCAGCAGACUGCCAUAUAUGUGCUGCACAAACAGACUGACAUCAACGAGCUGGCCCAGAAAUUCAAUGCCGUGCGCCAGAAUGCCAACAAGAAGCCCGAGGUGCACUUCGUCAAGUACAGGACACCUGAGGAUGCUGCUAAUGCCCAGCGGGCCAUCCAAUCGCAGUACGAUCAACUCGGCGGCUCCAGUCAGUCCAUCAACGGUGGCGUGGCUAAUGCCAUCAACUUUGCAUCCCAGGGAGCUGCUCCAGCACGCGUUACUCCUCAACAAGUGCCUCAGAGCAACUACCUACCCGCCAACAUCCUGAGCCGCCUACGUCAUUAGAAAAUGGAUUGUUAAACGUUGUUUUCGAAUAAAAGUUAUCUAAUUUGGUUAUGUAAAUUAUA
This is a messenger RNA of Drosophila mauritiana, 745 nucleotides long. RefSeq lists its product as uncharacterized. The record is from RefSeq and is a predicted model, not a curated record. The transcript has a single exon. Lineage: Eukaryota; Metazoa; Arthropoda; Insecta; Diptera; Drosophilidae. Bases 24 to 683 code for a protein of 219 amino acids.